Molecule: messenger RNA, 1103 nt
Organism: Oryzias melastigma (Indian medaka)
Lineage: Eukaryota; Metazoa; Chordata; Actinopteri; Beloniformes; Adrianichthyidae
Product: GTPase IMAP family member 2-like
Exons: 1
Molecular function (GO): GTP binding
Source: RefSeq, a predicted model, not a curated record
CAUCAAACACUCUGAGGAUCACUCUGCUGGGGAAAACUGGAGUCGGGAAAAGCAGUCUGGGAAACACCAUAUUAAGAAGUGAUGCGUUCACAGUCAGAAAAUUCACCAAGUCUGAGCCCAGUUCCUGCGAAGCACAGUCUGGGUCCAUAGAUGGAAGAAACAUCACUGUGGUGGACACUCCAGGUUUCUUUUCCCCAGAGAGAUCUGAAGAGGAUCUGAAGCAGGAGAUACUGAGGUGUACCACAGAGUGCGCUCCUGGGCCCCACGCUUUUCUGCUUGUGUUUAAAAUAGAGAAAUUCACAGAGCAGGAGGAAGAGGUCAUAACAAAGAUAGAGGAGUAUUUCUCUGCAGAGGUUUUCAAGUUCUGUGUCAUCGUUUUCACGCACGGCGACCAGUUAUCAGGAGACACAAGGUUUGAUACGUUCAUCUCCAAAAACAAACGCCUGAGCAGCCUGCUGGAGAAGUGCGGCGGACGCUGUCAUGUGGUCGACAACAAAUACUGGAGCCAGAACCAGCAGGAUGAAUACAGGAACAACCAGAAGCAGGUGGAAGGACUGAUCCAAACGAUAGAAGAGGUUGUGAGACAAGCUGGAGGAGGAUGCUACACCACAGAGAUGAUGCAAGACUGGCAGAAAAAACAAAAUCCAUCAGAGAAAGAAAUAUCAGAUUUUAUAAUAUGGAAAUACCUAGUGUUUAUUGUGGUUAUAGGUUGGAUUUUUGGUUUUAUGUUAAGUGUGUUCUCCAGCUUCAUUAAGAGGUAGAAACGCCAACUUCAGCUGCUGUUUCUGCAGAAAUGUUUUGCUGAAAUAAAUAAAACUUUGGUUUGUUUUUUUUUAUUUUUGCCUAAAAGCUCCAUCACUGCUGAGAAAAUUAGAAAUGUUUUGAAUUGUUUUCCUGGUGUUUAUUAAGCUUUGAUUUUCAGUAGAAAUAAUUUAGUUAAGAACCAGAUCAUUUAAACUCAACUGCUUCUCUGUAUAUAUUCUUUUCCAGAAAUGUAAUCAAUUUUACUAUUUGAACACGUGUUUUGCCUAAUCUCCAAAGUACUGAUUUAUAUAAAAAAAAUUCUGUUUUCUAAUUUCCAUAAGAGGCCCUGUGACAGACUG